Molecule: messenger RNA, 1425 nt
Organism: Leishmania braziliensis MHOM/BR/75/M2904
Lineage: Eukaryota; Euglenozoa; Kinetoplastea; Trypanosomatida; Trypanosomatidae
Product: putative seryl-tRNA synthetase
Exons: 1
Coding region: 1-1425 (474 amino acids)
Biological process (GO): seryl-tRNA aminoacylation
Cellular component (GO): cytosol
Molecular function (GO): tRNA binding; serine-tRNA ligase activity; ATP binding
Source: RefSeq, a predicted model, not a curated record
AUGGGUCUCGACAUCCAGCUUUUCCGCGAUCCCGAGAUGGCGGAUGUAGUGCGCGAGUCGGAGCGCCGCCGCUACGCCAAGCCGGAGAUCGUUGAUAAAAUUAUCGAAGUCGACAAGCACUGGCGUCGCACGCAGUUUCUAACUGAAGCUAGCAAGAAGAUGAUCAACACUUGCAGCAAGGCCGUCGGUGCCAAGAAGAAGGCCAAGGAGGCGGACGGCGACAGCUCUGAGGUGCCGGCAGAUGUCAUGAGCGCGGCCCAGGAGGGCACACUGGACGCACAGAAGCUGGAGUCGUUGUGCAUUCUUCAGCUGAAGGAGCUCUCCAAGGCACUGACGACGCAGGUGGAGGGACUUGCAAAGCUAGCCGCGGAGCAAGAAGCGGAACGGGAUCGUAUGGUGAUCAGCGUUGGCAACGUCCUGCACGAGUCGGUGCCGGUUUCGAACGACGAGAAUACUGGCAACGUGGUCGUGCGCACCUUUGGUGAUGUGACACGCCGCAUGAAGAUGACACAUGUAGACUGCAUGGAGCGCCUGGGCCUCAUGGAUACAUCCAAGACGGUUACCGCGAUGGCGGGCGGCCGCGCUUUUGUUCUUCGCGGCGGUCUUGUGCAGCUGCAGUUCGCUCUCAUCUCGUACGCGCUCAACUUCCUCAUCGCCCGCGGCUACGAGCCUUUCUAUCCGCCGUUCUUCCUCAACAAGGAAUACAUGGGUGCAGUGGCGCAACUUUCGGAAUUCGACGAGUCACUCUACAAGGUGUCCGGUGACGGAGACGAGAAGUACCUGAUUGCAACGAGCGAAGCGCCCAUUGCUGCCUAUCACACCAACAAGUGGUUUACAGAAAUGAAUGAACCGAUUAAGUACGCGGGCGUCUCGUCGUGCUUCCGCAAGGAGGCUGGGGCGCACGGCCGCGACACUCUUGGUAUCUUUCGUGUCCAUCAGUUCGACAAACUUGAGCAGUUUGUCGUAUGCUCACCUCGCGAGGAUCAGUCGUGGAAAAUGCUGGAGGAGAUGAUGCAGACCUCCCAGGACUUCAACGAGAGCCUUGGUCUGCCGUACCGCGUCAUCAACAUCUGUUCUGGAGCCCUCAACAAUGCCGCCGCCAAGAAGUACGAUCUGGAGGCAUGGUUCCCUGGCUCCGGUGCAUUCCGCGAGCUUGUUUCGUGCUCGAAUUGCACGGACUACCAGGCCCGCAGUGUUAACUGCCGCUUCGGCCCGAAUACAAAGGGCAGCACGGCGAACAACACAAAGGAAUACUGCCACAUGCUGAACGGCACCCUCUGCGCUGUCACUCGCACAAUGUGCUGCAUCUGCGAAAACUACCAGACCGAGGAAGGCAUCGUCAUCCCCGAGGUUCUGCGCCCCUUUAUGAUGGGGACAGAGAUGCUCAAGUUCCCGGCAGAAGCUCCUGCGGGCGAGAAGGCGUAA